CGAACAUGUACUUUCCUGUUUACUUCCGGGUUGGAUUGAACCUCUUCAGCCUCCGUAAUUGAGUCAAAAGUGCCGGUCAAAAUGGAAGUGAAUCCCCCCAAACAGGAGCACCUGCUGGCCCUGAAAGGUCCUGUUUCCCUCUGAUUUGGAAAGAGAGACAGUCUUGUAAUUAUAAAUUACAUUCUAGCUCUGAGGAACUCAGCUAAGAAAUUUUCUCUCCAUGUAAGAGUAACUGGAUUACUGCACAAUGACAACAGAAGUAAUAUUACAUUAUCGACCAUAUGAGAGUGAUCCCACAAAACUGCUAAAAAUUGCAGAGAAAGCAAUUCAAGACUUUCCUACACGUCCACUAUCAAGAUUUAUUCCUUGGUUUCCACAUGAUGGGUCCAAACUUCCACUCAAACCUAAAAGAUCAGCACCUAUGAUUUCUGAAGAGGCAGCUGAAGAUGUGAAACAGCACUUAACUAUUUCAGAACAUGAUGUUAAAUUACAGAGUUACGAUUGCACAGUAGAUCUACUGGAGUUUCAACCUAAUUUGAAAGAAAAGAAGCAUUUAAUCCGAUCACACACACUGAAUGAACAGACUAAUUCUAGAAAUCUGGAUAAACAAUCAGAAAAAGGAAACCGGCAAAAGAAGAGGUCUUGGAGUGUUUCACUUCCCAGCAGUAAUUGUACUGAAAAUAUUUUUCCUUUGUCUGAAAAAUUGCAACAUAGUUUAAAGGCACUAAAUAUACAUUCCUUUUAUAGAGCAAGAUGGACAAUAGAACACACUAUUUGUAACAACCAAACUCUGGAAGACAUUUGGGCAAAACUCAAUCAAAUUAUCAGACACAAUGAACUUCCAUCUUGUAACGCUACAAUUCAAAGACAUUUAGGCCAAAUAUGGGUGUUCUGUGAUAUUAUGUACUGUGAAUAUGUGGGAAAUCUCCUUAAAGGAAGAUUGGCUCUUACUGGGAAAAUGAAUUUAUUUGUGCAUAAAUAUGGUGUUAUUUUAAGUAUGUAAUGAAUUCCACUGAUUGUCAAAAAGAAGAAUAUUCUGAAUGAACAGUAUGAACUGAAACAGUGAAAUGAAUAAAUUUUUAAAAUUUUUAAUGACUU
Rhinolophus ferrumequinum (greater horseshoe bat) is the source of this 1098-nucleotide messenger RNA. RefSeq names its product shieldin complex subunit 3 (gene SHLD3). Lineage: Eukaryota; Metazoa; Chordata; Mammalia; Chiroptera; Rhinolophidae. Gene Ontology annotation, biological process: negative regulation of double-strand break repair via homologous recombination; positive regulation of double-strand break repair via nonhomologous end joining; positive regulation of isotype switching. The coding region runs from base 248 to 1003 and encodes 251 amino acids. The record is from RefSeq and is a predicted model, not a curated record. The transcript has 2 exons.